This is a messenger RNA of Musa acuminata AAA Group (dessert banana), 1954 nucleotides long. RefSeq lists its product as uncharacterized. The coding region runs from base 463 to 1605 and encodes 380 amino acids. Lineage: Eukaryota; Viridiplantae; Streptophyta; Magnoliopsida; Zingiberales; Musaceae. Gene Ontology annotation, biological process: signal transduction. The record is from RefSeq and is a predicted model, not a curated record. The transcript has 11 exons.
GCAACGUGUGCUUGCGGCGGGCGCGAGUCCGUUUCUUCUCGUCUCGGCCAUACGCGUCGGAGCACCAUUCGCAGCUUAACCCGAUCCAUCCCCAAGAGAAGGGAGAAGAGAGAGAGAGAGAGAGGACCAGAAGAAGAAUCUCUCUGUUUGGCUCAUCGAUCGCUGCAACUUUCCAAGAAUUGUCAGCCCGAUUCAUUACUACGAUUGCUCGCCCCGAUCUCCCUUCCAUCGCCUCUCCCCUCCUCCGCUGCGGGGAGGCAAAUCGAAGAAAGAAAAAGUAUUCCAGAGAAGGUAGAGUCGCACUAAAGUUGGAUUCGGGGCUUCACUCUUGACGCUCAAUCGGACGUUAGGGCUUUUUUGAACAACUCCGGUGUUUCUUUCAGAAAAUUAAAUCAUCGCUUUCUUGAUCGUUCUUUUGGGGCUUGAGUUUGGUUUGAUUUGCGUCCCUUAUCGCCAUUCACUAUGCCACCUGAAGUUUCCUCGCAGUGGCGAGAGAAAGCGUCCGGCUUCUUCUCUUCCUCUGGAGUGAGGCUUAAGCAAGCUGGGCAGUCUGCUGGGAGCAUAGCCAAGAACGCAGGGGGAAAUGUUGCAGAUGCGGCCGGGAAGUUUGGGUCGCUGGUGAAGAACCGAUGGGUUCUCAUGCAGCAAUCCAGGGAGCAGCAGAACCCUGCUGCAUCCGGGGAGAGUAUCCAGGAGCGCUUCCGUUAUGCUGCUACUUCCACUGGGGCCCUUCUGAAGAAGGGCAUAACAGAGACUAAAGAAAAGGUUGCAGUGGGAAAGUUGAAGGUUGAAGAGGCAGCAAAGAAGACCGCAGAUAAAAGUAAGAACAUUCUAAACAAUAUUGAACGUUGGCAAAAGGGAGUUGCAAGCACUGAUGUAUUUGGGGUGCCAAUAGAGGUUCUUGUGCAACAGCAACAAUCUACAAGGCCUGUUCCUCAAAUAUUGGUCAGAUGUGCAGAAAAUCUCAUUAUAUCAGGAUUGAACUCAGAGAAUUUGUUUAAAACCGAAGGAGAUAGAAAAGUUAUUCGUCAGUUGAUUGCACUUUACAAUCAAGACUGGAAUGGAUCAAUACCAGAGGGUGUAAGCCCCAUUGAUGUGGCUGCUUUAGUUAAGUGCUAUCUUGCCAGCCUCCCAGAGCCGCUGACUACAUUUGCUUUAUAUCGUGAGAUUAGAAAUGCAAGAAGUAGCAUCUCUGAGUUAAGAGACAGUUUGAAGAAGCUUCCAAAUGUGAAUUUCAUGACCCUAGAGUUUGUUACUGCUCUGCUGCUCCAAGUGAGCCAGAAGUCAUUGCUUAACAAGAUGGAUGCUCAUAGCCUGUCUGUGGAACUCGCACCUGUGAUUAUGCGGCAGCAAGGGGAUCCAAGAGCAGAUUUCUACAGUCAUUUUAACUACACAUCAAAAGAUCCUUCAGGAACCAUGGAUCAGACCUUGAACCACAAUAGUUGGGUUGACUAUUUGGAUGAGGAUGAGGACGCUGAUGCAUCUUCUCAAAUCCCCCUAGACGAUGAUUUGCCACCUGAUUAUGGUGCCAUUGAAGUGAUCCAGUGCCUCAUUGAACAUCACAAUGCCGUUUUCACAGAUGCAAAUGAAACAAUAUGGAGAUGAUCCAGUUUGGAUAUUGCUAGGUUUGUGAGGGUUUCACAUGUGAAGCCUAGUCCAAAGAACUAAGUUUCAUGUGGAUCUCUGUCGUCUUAUAGAAUAGAUUUGCCUUAGAAUAACAAAAAAGUAUAGGGUUUUUUUUUUUCUUUUUAUGGUAUGGGGACUUAAGAUUGGAUCCACGUACUUUAACUAAAAUCUGGCUGCAACUCAUGAAGAAAAGAUUUAGUUUUCUUUUGUCGGUCAACAAACUUCUUGGUUACAAAUAUUGUACAGUGAUUUCUCUGCCUUUUGUCUAUAUAAUUGAGUUGCAGACAACAUAAUGUCAAUGACUGAUGGCUUUCUUAGAAGAGUGUCA